AUGGCAAACGCUCGCGCCAUCCUCAACGUCUUCUCCACCAAGACGCGUCACACCAUUGACAUCUCGUAUGGUGACCCCGUCGGACCCCCACACAUGCCCACUUUCGAGUGCACGGUGAGUGUUGGGUCCUUGGUCUCCUGUUCGGCGCGUGGCGGUGGCAAGAAGACAGCCAUGCAGGAUGCAUGCAAGCAAGCCGUGGAAGCACUCAAAGCGCAAGGCUACAUGCGUCCUGAUGGAGAGGUCGGGGAUGUGCCACCCCCUGGUGCACCCGGCAUGUCGAGGCCACCUGCUCAGCCGCCACCAGCAUCACACCAACAGCCGCCGCCGCCGCAUGGUCAGCCUCCAUACCCGCACCACCAGCCACCGCAUCAGCCCCCAUACGACCCGCACUACCAAGCCUACCCCCAGUAUCCGUCAUCCUACCCGUACCCACCCCCGCACUAUCCCGGGCAACCGCCACCACCACCGCCACCAUCCUCUACGUACCCUGACUACUACUACCAACAGCAACACUAUCACCAUCCACCACCACCCCCGCCACCAACCUCGGAGCGGCCUGCGCGCGGGCCGGACGCCCACACACGUGAGCAGCACGACCCGCACAGGCGUGGCCGUGGCCGCAGCUCCCAUGCUGAUGUCCCAUACCACCACCAGCAGCAGCAGCAGCAGCAGCAGCAGCACGAGUACCCGCAACGCGAGCACCCGCAGCAGGAGGAGCAGCACCACCCGCGCCAUCAGGAACCACGGACACCAAUGGCAGGUCCCGCCUCCACCCCAUCUUCUCAACAUGACCCAUAUUUCCAUGAGCAGCAGCAGCAGCAACCACCAGCGCCCCGCGGGCGAUUCGCACAGCAGCAACAACAGCAGAUGCAGCCUGUCCGCGGCCGUGGCCCACGCAUGCCGCCACCCCACGUCCAACAACCACCCCACCUCCAACAACCACCACACCUUCAACAACCACCACAUCUCCGCCACCAGCAACAACACCAGCAGCAGCAGCAGCGCGUACCUCCACCAGCCUCUUCGUCUACUCCGCACCACGCCGAGUAUGCAGCACACCGCCCGCCCUAUGGUGCAGCGACACACGACCGCUCCCAGCGCGCGAAGGAAGAGCAAGAAGUGAGAGACGCUCACGCUCACGCUCACGCUCGUCCGCAGCCCACACGCGGCCGCGGGCCCCAGGGGCGCAUGCACGACUACAGCCCAGCAGUGAAGCAGGAGCAGCAGUUGUCACCCAUGCACAGAGACGCUGGUCGUGGUCGUGGUCGUGGUCGCGCCAUGCAACUUGGCCGGGACGACUACGGCGACGACGACGACGACGAUGGUGAUGGCGGCGCUGGUGACAAUGAUGGAGACGGACGUGGUGCUAUACGUGGCGAUGUUGACGACCGCCCGCCGGCCAGCAAGGAGCCGCGCGGCGCUGCCAGCACACGUAGCGGAUACAGCCCUUACGGCUACGCACGUGGCCAGGCAGAGCCGGCAACAGCAGCAACAACGUCGUCGUCGUCGCCACCAACAGCAUCUUGGACCGGCGGAGCGACAACGCCGCGCGCGCCUUCCCGUCACUCGAUGGAUACGGGCGACUCAAACGCUGGCAGCAUGCCCACCACCCCGCACACGGCGCCCCGUGCCAGGACAACAUCGCCACCGCCGCUGCCACACGACGUUUACGACAUUGCGCAGACGAAGCCGAUGGAGCCGCUGUCCGCACGAACGACAGCAACGACAGCGACGACGCCUUCCACAAUGACGGCGACGGGCGCGAGGGGCUCCCCCGCCUCCAUUGCCAGCGGCCCACACCGCGGCCCGGCAACAGCUGCUCAUCAUGACGGGGAUGGUGAUGGUGAUGGUGACGGUAACGGUGACGGUGGACGGGGACGUGGCAGGGAUGCGUUCCAGCACGACCGCCACCGCGUCAAACACGAGCCGGGUGCCGAGAGCGAGCAGCCAUACCAGCACGAGUACCAGCCAUACUACCCCGGGUACAGCCACAAUCCACACCAGCAACAGCAGCACCAACCUCCACCACCUCCGCCACAUGCGCAGGAGCAGCAGCAGCAGCAGCCAUAUGACCCUUACUACGGGUACGCACAGCAUCAUGGAGACUAUAGUGGCCCCGGUGGCCCACCGCCGCCGCCGCCACCACAUGCGUCUGCUGCCUCUUCUUCGGCGUACCCCUACCCGCAACCUCCCCACUACGACCCCUACUACCCAUACCCGCCUCAACACCAGCAGCAGCAGCAGCAGCAGCAGCAGCAGCAGCCAUACCAACAGCCCUACACCGGGUACCCAGGUGGGCCAGGUUCCCACCAACAUCCACAGCAGCACAUGCAGCCCCCACCGCCGCCACCACCACAGCACUUCCACCCCCCGCCGCCGCCUGAUGAGUUUGGGCCGGAGUGUCGGUUUGAGCUGUACCGGCCGCCGCGCAUGCCGCGUGCUGAGGCCGGCAAGACAGCCAAGUCCGUGGUGAUGGAGUACUGCCAGGCCCUGAAGCGCACCAAGCCCAAGGUGGUGGUGAAGCAGACGGGCCCACAGGAGGCGAGCACGUUCACGGCCUACUGCCGGGUGGACUGGUUUGACCAACCCAUUGUCUUCCAGGGCACAGACAAGCGCAAGAAGGACGCGGAGCACCGGGCCAUGGAGCAGAUUGUCACGUACAUGCUGGACACGGGCAUCAUCUCGGCAGAGACGGGCCGGGCGCCGCCGCGCAGACCAGUCGACGUGGCUCCGCACCUGCAGCUGGAUGCAACAACACGCCACAUGCUGCAGGGUGCCGUGGACAGGGUUGAGGCUGCCCUGCUUGCCGCCGCCCCACUGCCGCCACCCGCGAUGCCCACAGAGCCGUCGACAACGACCGCCAUGGAAGCAACAGGAGGCGCCGGCACAGCAGCUGCUGGCGACAGGGCCGCACUCGGAGGCCGUGGUCGUGGUGGCCGCCGCAGUGGUGGCAAUGGUGGUAAUGGUGAUGAUGAUGAUGAAGGGUUGCACUUGCUUGGACAGGAGCAGGUGGAGGCGCCGGCGUACCUCACGCGCGACCUGCCUGCGUACAACCACCGCCUGGAGAUUCUUGGGGCCCUCGCACAGGCCAACGCCGUGGUGGUGGCCGGCAGCACGGGCACGGGCAAGACGACGCAGAUCCCGCAGUACCUGCUGGAGGACUUCAAGCGCACGCACGGCGAGCACCGUUCGUGCCGCAUUGUUGUGGCGCAGCCGCGCAAGAUCAGCGCCAUCUCCGUUGCGGAGCGCAUUGCACAGGAGCGCGGGGAGCGGCUGGGCGAGAGCGUGGGCUUCCAAGUCCGCCUGCAGAAGAUGAUGCCGACUGCACCGCAGUGCAUUGUGCUGUGCACGACGGCGAUUGCGCUCAAGUACCUGGACAACCCGGACAUGCUCGAGGACAUGACGCACCUGGUGAUUGACGAGGCGCACGAGCGGUCGAUUGAGAGCGACCUGCUGCUGGCCCUGGCCCGCUCCAAGCUGGGCAGGCUGCCCCACUUCAAGGUGGUGGUGAUGAGCGCAACCAUCCAGGAGCACCUCUUCGCCGACUACUUUGACCGCUGCCGCAUCGUUGAGAUUGAGUCCCGCAUGUACCCCGUACGCGAGGUGUUUCUGGAGGACCUGCGGCUGAUACCACGGCCGGAGCGGCUGGAGAUGAGCACGAGCAGGCCGCCCACCAACUUCCAGACGUACCCGACGACCGCGGGCGACGUUGAUGCGAUGGAGGGGCACCCGGACCUGUGGUGCGCCGCGCUCAGCAUUGCCCUGCAGGACGUGCGCGAGGGCAGCGUGCUCAUGUUCUUCUCCGGCUGGAAGGAGAUGCAGCGGGUGCGCGAUGAGAUUAUGAAGCGCCCGAACCUGCACCACUGCCGCGUGUGCUGUCUGCACUCGUCCAUGACCAACCAGGAGCAGAUGCUGGCCUUCCGGCCCGUCCCGCUGCCGGAGCGCAAGGUGGUGCUGGCGACGAACAUUGCGGAGACGUCCAUCACCAUUGAGGACGUGACGGUGGUCAUUGACAGCGGCAAGGAGAAGACGAAGCGCUUUGACGUCAUGACCAAGUCCUUCUCGCUCACCCCGCACUGGAUCUCCAAGACGAGCGCGGUGCAGCGCAUUGGCCGCGCCGGACGUGUGCGCGAGGGCCUGUGUUACCGCAUGUUCACGCGCACGCAGUUUGAGCAGAUGGAGGACCACGCCAAGCCCGAGAUUCGGCGCCUGCCGCUGGAGAACUUGGUGCUGCAGGUGAAGGUGCUGGUGCCGCACGAGCACGUGCAGGCGUUUAUUGGCCGGCUGAUUGAGCCGCCGCACCCGCGCAAGGCGCAUGACGCAAUCUCCAACCUGGUGCGCAUGCGAGCGAUGGAGGAGGACGGCGAGACGCUGACGCCGCUCGGGCAGUGUAUGGCGCGCCUGCCGCUGGAUGCGCAGUUUGGAAAGCUGCUGUGUCUGGCGCGUGUGUUUGGCUGCCAGGAACCUGUGCUGAGCAUUGCCGCUGCCAUGAGCGUCAAGGACCCCUUUCUCAAGACGGACCAGACCUCCGCCCACCACGGCCCGCCUCGGCACGGGGUUGGGCCUGGCGGUCCUGGCGGUCCUGGCGGUCCUGGCGGUCCUGGCGGUGCGAUGCUUGACGAGCCACCGCGUCGUGCGUUUGGCCGGCGGUUCUGCAGCGACAGCGUUGCGCUGGCGGAGGCGUUUGACCAGUUUCUCUCUGCGCGCGUGCCGUAUGAAUUUUGCAGGGCGUUCAACAUCUCGUACACGGGGAUGCGCCAGAUUGACAGCAUCCGGGACCAGCUGCGUUCGUACAUGGCCAGCACCACCAUCGAGGCCCUGCUUCCGCCCCGUCCACUCAGCGCAGGCGACAACAACGGCAACAGCGGCGGCGGCAGUGAUGGUGGUGGUGGUGGCGGUCAGCGAGCACAGCUGAUGGCGAUUGUCAAGGCGUGUCUCUGCGCAGCCCUCUACCCAAAGGUGGCCAGGAUUCCACGCGGCCCAAACGGCGAGCGCAUCAAGACGCGCAAAGUGCUUGAGUGCAGCACGGGCUACCCGAGCACGACGCUCAUCCACCCGUCCUCCACCAACAACAAGAUGGUCCUGCCAACAGACUUUCUCGUCUACCUCGAGCAGGUUGAGACGUCGGCCAAGUUUGUUCGCGACACAACAUGCGUCUCGUUGCUGACAAUGGCGCUGUUUGCGGGCAACCACAUGCACCCCGUGACGGUCAACUCGAGCGCGGAGGACAUGCCGGUCUUCUUCAACUUUGACAACAACACGGCCAUCAUGAUGUCGGCGAGUGCCGCGGAUUUCAAACUGGUGCACAAGGCGCGCAUCAUUGUGGACCGGCUGCUUAUGCGCAUGCUGUCGCCGGACUACGAGUGCUCGCAGGAGCUGCGCGCUUCGUUCCAGGAGUACCUCAACGUCCUCGCCAACAUCCUCGACCUGCCAGAGCCGGCCAGUCCUCCCAAGCGCCAACAGCCGGAGAGGGCACCACAGCGCCACUCUCAGCCACCGCCGCCGCCCCACCACCAUCAGCAGCAGCAGCAGCACUACCAGCCGCCUCCGCCCCCGCAACACCUGCCCCUGCACGCCCCUGCCCCACCACCGCAAUACCAGCAGCAGCAGCAGCAGCAGCAGCAUCAGGCGUAUGGUGCGCCGUAUCAGGCGAAACACGAGCCGCCCCCGCACGGGUACCACCACAUCAGGCGCUCACCGCCGUACGCCCCGCACCCCGAGUCACCUCACCAGGUGUAG
This is a messenger RNA of Salpingoeca rosetta, 5739 nucleotides long. RefSeq names its product DEAH box polypeptide 34. Gene Ontology annotation, cellular component: intracellular anatomical structure. The transcript is spliced from 9 exons. Lineage: Eukaryota; Choanoflagellata; Craspedida; Salpingoecidae. Gene Ontology annotation, molecular function: ATP binding; RNA binding. The record is from RefSeq and is a predicted model, not a curated record. Bases 1 to 5739 code for a protein of 1912 amino acids.